Molecule: messenger RNA, 839 nt
Organism: Asparagus officinalis (garden asparagus)
Lineage: Eukaryota; Viridiplantae; Streptophyta; Magnoliopsida; Asparagales; Asparagaceae
Exons: 1
Coding region: 109-642 (177 amino acids)
Source: RefSeq, a predicted model, not a curated record
UCCAAGCUUCCUCACCCACACACACUCUCUCUCUAGGUCUCCUCCUCUCUCUACACUUCGUUAACAACAAAUUCCUCCAAUUUCUCUCAAAAUUCUCCAAAUUCCAAAAUGGGUAUCAGCCUCUCAAACUCCACAUCAAAAACCCACAAAUUCUUCCUCCUCACAAACUACAUCCUCAUCGGUGCCGCCACAAGCUGCAUUUUCCUAGCCCUCUCCCUCCGUCUCCUCCCCUCCCUCAUCGGCUUCCUCCUCAUUCUCCUCCAUCUCCUCACCAUCAUCCUCUCCAUCUUCUCCUCCUCCUCCUCAGCAACCUCAUCAUCCCGGGCCCAUGCAGCCCACAUGGCUGCCACUGUCAUCACCGCCAUUUUCCAAGGUGCCGUCGCCCUCCUCAUCUUCUCGAGGACAGAUGGAUUUCUUGAGAAGAUGAAGUCUUAUGUGCAAGAGGAUGAUGGCGUUGUGAUAUUGAGGAUGGUUGGGGUUUUGGGUUUGGUUAUGUUUGUGCUUGAGUGGGUUGUGUUGGUGUUGGCUUUUGCGAUGAGGUUCUAUAUUCAUGUGGAAGAGGGGCCAAAUGGGAAAGUGCAACAUUUUGGGGAUGAUAAUGCUAAUGUGAGGAAAGAUUGCCAACCAUUUCAAGUUGUUUGAAGGGGGGGAAUUAUGGGGAUUUGGGAUUAAAUUUGGGUAUUGUUGUAAUUUAUAAACUUACAGUUUAUGUUGCUAUGUUAUUGAUUGGUUAUAUGUUUUUUUUUAUAAACUUACAGUUUAUGUUGUUAUGUUAUUGAUGUAUAACUUUUCAGUGGAGGGAUUAUUUGACUUUAUGAUAUGUGAAUUGUGUUUUCUUU